Messenger RNA from Nerophis lumbriciformis (worm pipefish), 578 nucleotides. It is a transcript of the gene snrpd1, whose product is annotated as small nuclear ribonucleoprotein D1 polypeptide. NCBI's taxonomy places the organism in Eukaryota, Metazoa, Chordata, Actinopteri, Syngnathiformes, Syngnathidae. Gene Ontology annotation, molecular function: RNA binding. The record is from RefSeq and is a predicted model, not a curated record. Gene Ontology annotation, biological process: RNA processing; spliceosomal snRNP assembly.
AGCCGCUGUGGGGACACAAAGCGGCAUUUCCGUCGCUCUUACAUGACGUCACUGUGUGCAUACUUUAAACGUCCAUCCGACUUUAGCAACCUUUAGAGCCGUCAUUUUUUUGGGGGCCUUAUUUGGUGUAUUAUUCGUCGCGACGCCAUGAAACUCGUGAGGUUUUUGAUGAAGCUCAGCCACGAGACUGUGACCAUCGAGCUGAAGAACGGCACCCAAGUCCACGGGACCAUCACAGGUGUGGACGUGAGCAUGAACACACACCUGAAGGCGGUGAAGAUGACACUGAAGAACCGGGAGCCCACCCAGCUGGAGUCUCUGAGCAUCCGUGGCAACAACAUCCGCUACUUCAUCCUCCCUGACAGUCUGCCGCUGGACACGCUGCUGGUGGACAUCGAGCCCAAGAUCAAGUCCAAGAAGAGAGAAGCGGUUGCUGGGAGAGGACGAGGACGAGGGCGAGGACGUGGCAGAGGACGAGGACGAGGGAGAGGAGGUGCCAGGAGAUGAUCACAUACUCACUGUUUUCUACACCAUUUCUUCUUCCUUAUUUUGUACAUUAAAUGCUCCUGAUGGCAGGA